AACCGGGCUCAGCGAGGAGGCGCAGGCGGCGGACAGUGCCGGCGACUCUGAGAGCCCGUGGCCGAGAGGCUGCGGGAGGAGCCUUUUUUCCCGGAGGAGUCCGCCGGCCGCCCCACCUAGAGGAGAGCGCGCAGGCCCCUGGCAGCCCCUGCCGGCCGCACGCCGAUCUGGGGCCUUCAGGCCUUGUGGGGAGAGAAGCUGAGGAAGCCUUCCCUCCGGGCGCAUGCCCCCAAGAGACCUUUGAGGUCCCACCCCCGGCCUCCGGGCCAGAGAGAGGCGCUCUAUUUUCCAGGUUCCAGUUGAUCCCAAGGUCUUGUUUCGCAGGACAAUUCAGGAUCUGUUUCUCUGUGAGGAGGUGUAAGGUUCUCUGCUGCUUUCCCCGCCCACCACAACACUAUUGUCAGGCAAGAUGAACCGGCUGUGCGACGUGGAGCCCAGGGUGAUGGAUGAUGAGAUGCUCAAGCUGGCCGUUGGGGAGCAGGGCCCGCGAGACGAGGCUGGGCAGCUGGCCAAGCAGGAGGGCAUCCUCUUCAAGGACGUCCUGUCCCUGCAGCUGGACUUCCAGAAUAUCCUCCGCAUCGACAACCUCUGGCAGUUUGAGAACCUGCGGAAACUGCAGCUGGACAACAACAUCAUCGAGAAGAUCGAGGGCCUGGAGAACCUCACACACCUGGUCUGGCUGGACCUGUCCUUCAACAACAUUGAGGCCAUCGAGGGGCUGGACACGCUGGUGAACCUGGAGGACCUGAGCCUGUUCAACAACCGGAUCUCCAAGAUCGACUCGCUGGACGCGCUGGUCAAGCUGCAGGUGCUGUCGCUGGGCAACAACCAGAUCGGCAACAUGACGAACAUCAUCUACCUGCGGCGGUUCAAGGACCUGCGGACGCUCAGCCUCUCGGGGAACCCGGUCGCCGAGGCCGAGGACUACAGGACGUUCAUCUGUGCCUACCUCCCCAACCUGGUGUACCUGGACUUCCAGCGCAUCGACGACCACAUGAAAGAGCUGGCAGAGAUGAAGCACCAGUGCAGCGUGGACGAGCUGAAGCACCAGGAGAGCCUGAUGCAGGCCCAGCUGGAGGAAGAGCAGGCCCGGUGGGAGGAGCUGGAGGGGCACAAGGCGGCCUUCGUGGAGCACCUGAACGGCCCCUUCCUGUUUGACAGCAUGUACGCCGAGGACGUGGAGGGUAGCCAGCUGUCCCACCUGCCCGGCGUGGGCGAGCUCGUGCAGACCUACAAGGACAAGUUCGUCGUCAUCUGCCUGAACAUCUUCAAGUUCGGCAUGAAGCAGCAGGAGAAGCGGAAGGCGGAGCUCGACACCUUCAUGGGGUGUGUCCAGGAGGCCAUCCAGGAAAAGCAGGAGCAGGGCAAGCAUGAGAUCGCCAAGUUCGAGGAGAAGCACCUGCUGACUUUAAGCUCCAUCCGAGACGAGUCUGAACUGACCAACUUCGAGAUAAAGAUGGCGGAGCACAGCGAGAACAUCACCGAGCUGGUCAACGUGCUCAUGACGCUGGAGAUGCAGCUGGUGGAGCAGCUGGAGGAGACUAUUAACAUGUUUGAAAGGAACAUCAUCGACUUGGUUGGACUCUUUGUCGAAAACGUCCAAAGCCUGAUGGCUCAGUGCCGGGACCUGGAGAACCACCACCACGAGAAGCUCCUGGAGAUCGCCAUCAGCACCCGGGAGAAGAUAGUCAAGGGCGAGCUGGACGAGAACCUGCCGGACGCCGUGCGUGCGCUCUUCGUUGACAAAGACACGAUCGUUAACGCAGUCGGGGCCUCACACGACAUCCACCUCCUGAAGAUCGACAAUCGGGAGGACGAGCUGGUGACCAGGGUCAACUCCUGGCGCGCACACCUGGUGGACAAGGUGAGCGCAGCUGAGGGCAGGCGUCUCCCGGCAGCAGGACCCCACGCUGGAGGCCCGCCCCGGGGCAGACGCGCACGCCAGACACACAUGCAGGGCUGGAGCAGGGAGGAACGGAGUAAGGAAGGCAGGCUCAGGAUCCCGCCUGACGGGCCAGCCGCCGUAUGCUCCACAGAUUCACAAGGACGAGAUCAUGAGGAACCGCAGGCGCAUGAAGGAGAUCAACCAGUACGUCGACCAUGUGCAGAGCGAGCUGGACAGCCUGGAGUACAGCGACCUCCUGGACUAGGGCUGCGGCCCAGCCCUCCCCCCGACCCCCGAACUUCACAGGUAGAGAAAUAAAGGACUUUGGUUACCUUUCUCCAUC
Lagenorhynchus albirostris (white-beaked dolphin) is the source of this 2228-nucleotide messenger RNA. It is a transcript of the gene DRC3, whose product is annotated as dynein regulatory complex subunit 3. The record is from RefSeq and is a predicted model, not a curated record. Bases 410 to 2203 code for a protein of 597 amino acids. NCBI's taxonomy places the organism in Eukaryota, Metazoa, Chordata, Mammalia, Artiodactyla, Delphinidae. The transcript is spliced from 13 exons. Gene Ontology annotation, molecular function: protein binding.